Sphaeroforma arctica JP610 is the source of this 411-nucleotide messenger RNA. RefSeq lists its product as hypothetical. Lineage: Eukaryota; Ichthyosporea; Ichthyophonida. The transcript is spliced from 2 exons. The record is from RefSeq and is a predicted model, not a curated record. The coding region runs from base 1 to 411 and encodes 136 amino acids.
AUGGCAACCUGGCUGGUUGACUGCUAUAUUGCUUGGUUGUACGGAAUCGACCAAUUUCUGUUUAUAAUUGUGAAAGUUGUGGCCCGAGCGCUGAAUAGAGGUGAUAUACUAGACAACAUCGAUCUACAGGGCCCGCACUUCAGAGCCCAUGAAAAUGCUAAGGAACUGCUACUAUUCCUGGCAUCAGAAGAAACUAGAGAAAUAUUCCUGCAGUACGCACAACGACGCCACUGCACAGAACAGGUUGAAUUUCUAAUCGAGAUCCUGUCGUGUACGACUUCGAAGGAUAGUACCAACCAUACUCUAGGGGAAAAGGUGGUACAUAUCGCGGAUGAAUAUGUACGGCCGGAUAGUGACAAGGAGGUCAAUUUGCCACAUGAAAUGCGAGAUAAGCUCAUACGCAACAUCUAA